AUGGACGAGCUACCGGACCUCAGAGACCUCGAGAAUAAACUGGGCCGUAAAGUUCCGGAGAGUCUGAUGCGAUCAUUUACAGGCCGAUCUGAGGUCAGAUCUACAGAAACACACGCUCGCGAUCUACACACGCUCAACAGUAAAAUCAUCUUCCUCAGACAACAGAUGGCUCACCUCCGCGCCAUUGACGUCAAACUGAUGCAACAGCUGCUGUCAAUCAACGAGGGAAUCGAGUCCAUUCGCUGGGUCAUGGAGGAGAGAGGGGGCGUGGCCAGCCGGGAGAGCAGCUCGACGGGCAGCUUGUACAGCCUAUCAGACAGCCAGGACGCCUCCCAGCACGGAAGCUGCAGCGAUGGAUUGGACGGUAUUUCAGUGGGCAGUUACCUGGACACGCUGGGCGAAGAUGACCCGGAUCGUUCCUCGCCCUCAAACCUGCUGGACGGUUUCAAUGGCAAAGCUGUUAUUGAAGAGGAGAUGUUUACGAAAACUUCUCUACGACCUCGCGUUGACACGGAUGAGUACUACUGCUUCGCAUAA
This is a messenger RNA of Triplophysa rosa, 537 nucleotides long. RefSeq names its product leucine rich adaptor protein 1-like. The coding region runs from base 1 to 537 and encodes 178 amino acids. The record is from RefSeq and is a predicted model, not a curated record. Gene Ontology annotation, biological process: positive regulation of canonical NF-kappaB signal transduction. Lineage: Eukaryota; Metazoa; Chordata; Actinopteri; Cypriniformes; Nemacheilidae. The transcript is spliced from 2 exons.